AUGUUUCGAUUUCACAAACCCCUCGACAUAAUCACGCUCUUCCACAAGGCCAGCUCCCCGGUCUCGGUCCGCGUGGCGGCCGCCCUGCGGCAGGCGUCGGCGGCGGCGUCGGAGACGGCCACCGAGGACCAGGCCAGCGACCACUCGGCGCAGUCCCGCGCCGUGCGCCGCCCCGAGUUCAAGCUCGACAUCACCGAGGCCCCGCCCACCGCCGACCAGCUCCGCACCAUCCUGGACUAUGUCGGCAAGGCGAGGGUCGGGUCCAUCGUGAAGGGGGCGUCCGACCAGGAGGAGGCGCUGAGGCGGUUUGCGGAGAAUGUCGAGAGCUUGCAGAGGCCGGUGGCUGUUGACUGGAACAAUGGGAAAGUGGCGGCUGGAGAGAAUGAGUCGGAGAUUCUGAAGAUGCUCAACGAUUUGACCAAAUGA
This is a messenger RNA of Chaetomium globosum CBS 148.51, 426 nucleotides long. RefSeq lists its product as uncharacterized. Lineage: Eukaryota; Fungi; Ascomycota; Sordariomycetes; Sordariales; Chaetomiaceae. The transcript has 3 exons. Gene Ontology annotation, molecular function: oxidoreductase activity. The record is from RefSeq and is a predicted model, not a curated record. Gene Ontology annotation, cellular component: mitochondrion. Bases 1 to 426 code for a protein of 141 amino acids.